CUGUCCCAGGCUGGAGUGAGUGGCACUGCUCCUCUGAAGAGCACACAGUCAGCUCAACGGACGAGAGUCUUACAGUAGAGCUCCAGCACGCGAGCUAAUCAGCAUCAUCUCUGCCUGACCCAUCCAAAACAAUUCACAGAAGGGAAAUACCAGGAAGAUAAUGACCUAAGAGUUGUCCUUUUGCAGUUAUUUGAAAUUCCAUAGAAAGACUGCGGAAUACAGCACUCUGAAUUCUGUAUUCCAGAGCUGUGUAUUCCUACGCUUUUGUGGACAAUGGGGAAGAGACGGUUGUUACUGUAUGCCCUCUGGGGUGUAAUGGUUUUUGGCCUAUUCCAAAAACUUGAAGCUCAAGAUGCCCCUGCGCCAGCCGACCUUGUACUCUUAAUUGACGGAUCAGAGAGCGUUGGAGCUGCCAACUUCCCCCUCAUCAGUGAUUUGGCUGUCCAAGUGAUUGAGGGGCUUGCCGUGGGCAGGGACGCAAUCCGUGUAGCCCUCGUGCUUUAUGGUGCCGACCCUGAGAUUCAGUUCUAUCUCAAUAGCUAUGACAACAAAGAGAGUGUCCGCAGUGCUAUCCGGGGGCUUAAGUACCCUGGCAGUAAUGAGGCAAAUCUGGGGGCCGCUUUGGAGGAGGUGGCAGACAGUCUAUUGGGCCAAGAUGCAGGAGGCAGGGCUGAGGAAGGGGUACCCCAGGUGCUGGUGGUGAUCAGUGCUGGGGAGUCCACUGAUGAUGUCAGUCAGGGCGAGAAGACCCUAAAGCAGGCCAGUGUGUACACCUUUGGCAUUGCUGUGGGUGAUUCUGCUACUGCCCAACUGGAAGCUAUUGCUACAGACAAAAGCUUUGUUCUGUCUGCUCCUGAUGUCAGAACAGUGGCAAGCAUGGGUGACCAGAUACUGCCAUACAUUAAUGGGGUCGCCCAGCGCACCGUUGUGAUUGAAACAGAUUUCACAGAAGCUUUGGCUGUUGGGAAGAGAGAUAUAAUUUUCCUCAUUGACAGUAGCAUGGGUACCAUCGUAAUCAAUGCAGUGCGAGAAUUCAUCAAAAGGUUUAUUGACACCAUGCCAAUUGGUCCUGAUCAGGUGCAGGUCGGAGUGGCCAUGUUUUCUACCACCCCAAGGAUGGAGAUCAACCUCAACUCAUUCAGUUCAAAGGAAUCACUAAGCUCUGCCCUCGCAAGAAUAAAACCAAAAUCUUCGGUUGAAGUCAACAUUGGUGCUGCCUUGGAUUUUGUGAGGACCAGCAUGCUCACAGCUGAGAGUGGGAGCCGUAUUCAAGACCAAGUGCCACAGCUUGUGUUGCUCCUAACCAGUAAAAAAUCCAAAGACAGUGUCCAACAACCAGCUGAUGCCCUUCGUCAAUUGGGUGUUCUGACUUUGGCUGCAGGCUCCAGGGCUGCCGAUGAGGCUGAGCUCAGGCAAAUAGCUUUUGAUGACAGUGUGGUUUUCAUGCUGAAGGACUUCAGGAUGUUGCUGCGCAACCCCAGAGAAAUUAUCUCCCCUCUCUCUACAUUGUCUGGUAUUGUUAUAACAGAGGGUCCAACUGAAACAGGCACAAUUGUGGAUGUUACUACGGUCCACACCCAAAGAGUUGUCCGAGACUUUGUCUUCUUGGUGGAUGGAUCUAACUAUGUUGGAAAUAACCUGCAACCUGUGCUGGACUUCAUUACUGAAGUGGUGAACAGACUAGAUGUUCGACCUGAGCGAGUGCGCAUUGGACUAAUGCAGUUUGCUGAAAGCCAGCGUACAGAGUUUUAUCUGAACACUUACAACACCAAACAGGAUGUGCUCUCUGCCAUUGCUCGGCUGAGAUUGAUGGGAGGACGUGCAUUGAACACUGGUGCAGCCCUACAGUAUGCCCUAGCCAACCACUUCCAGCCCUCUGCUGGGUCACGUAGGAAAGAGGGGAUCCAGCAGGUACUGGUUUUAAUAACAGGAGGACCUUCUCAAGAUGAGGUCAAGAGGAUUGCAGACAGUGUAGCUUUAGCGGGUGUUUUGACAUUUGCUGUUGGAGCUGGCCAAGUGGAAGAUAAUUUCCUGAGAACUGUUGCUUUUGUUGAAAAUUUGGCAUACUACAGAAGAAAUUUUGCUGACUUGUCAAGUGUUGUUGAUGAAAUUAUGACACCACUGGUCACUGUUGUUGGGGAGACUGAUACUUCAGUAACAGUAUUUGAAACACCAAGUCCCUCUGGAGGAGAAAGGGAUGUUGCAUUCUUGAUUGAUGGCUCUGAUGAUGUGAGAAGUGACUUUCCCUAUAUCCGUGACUUCAUUUCCAAAGUCAUUGAGCCUCUGGAUAUAGGCUUUGAUAAAGUACGAGUUUCUGUGGUCCAGCAUAGUGAGAGACCAAGUCCUAACUUCUACCUGAACACUUACCGAACCAAAGAAGAGGUGCUGAGAGCUGUAAGUGGACUCACUCUGGCAGGUGGCAGAAGUUUAAAUACUGGAGUUGCCUUGACUUUCAUGAAAAACACCAUCUUGUCACCAGUAAAUGGUGGUCGAGCCGGUGAAAAUGUUCCCCAAUUUUUGAUAGUUUUGACUGGGGGGAGAUCAAGAGACAGUGUCAGAGAACCUGCAGUUGCCCUAAAGACUGAGGGAGUUGUUCCUUUCGGUGUUGGAGUAAAAAAUGCAGACCCGAAACAGAUUGAAGCCAUCUCUCACAAUCCAUCAUUUGCUUUCAAUGUGAAGGAAUUCAGCCAGCUCAACACUGUUCAGGAAAGGCUCAAGAACUAUGUGAACCUUCCAGAUCAAGAACUCAAGGUCUUUCUAGAGGAAGUUGAAUUGGAUGCAGCUCAAAGAGACAUUGUCUUUAUUCUGGAUGGGUCUGAUGACACCAGGGAUGCAUUUAAACAAAUGUGUCAGUUUGUUCAAAGUGUGGUGGACAAACUCAAUAUUGGGCCAAGCAGAGACAGAGUGUCUGUAGUUCAAUACAGCAGAGAGCCACAGGUCCAUUUUUACCUCAACACACAUGCCACAAAGCAAGACAUUCUCAAUUCAAUUGAGAGUCUGAAACACCAGGGAGGAAGUCCCCUCAACACGGGAAGAGCCCUUGACUAUACCAAAAAGAACAUAUUCAUUGCCUCUUCUGGGAGCAGAAUCCUAGAGGGGGCUCCUCAGGUGCUUGUGCUUGUGACUGGAGGAAGGUCUCAGGAUGACGUUAGAGCUCCAGCUGCUGCUCUGAAAAAGGAUCAAAUUGUAACAUUCAGCAUUGGCAAUCAAAAUGCAGAUGUUAUUCAACUCCAGGCAAUUUCAUAUACUCCUGGUCAUGCCCUUACUGUUCCUCAGUUUGAUGACCUUCAAACCAUUGAACAGAAACUUGUAUCAUAUUUAAAAAGAGUUCCUCGUCAGCCCAGGAGGCUUCCACAAACUACAACAGAUGCUGGAAAGAGAGAUGUUGUGUUUUUAAUCGAUGGCACUGAUGAAACAAAGGAAAGUUUCUCAGGAAUGCAGAACUUUGUUCAGACCCUGGUUCAGAAACUGAAUGUGGCACCAAAUAAAGACCGUAUUUCAGUGGUCCAGUACAGUGAUGAUGCAGCCUUUGAUUUUCUUUUGAAUACAUAUUCAUCAUCAGAUGAUAUUAUAAAUAAUGUGAAACGUUUAAUUCAUAAAGGAGGAAGGCAGCGCCACACUGGGGCAGCCCUACAAUAUGUUAAGGACAACCUGUUUACUGCUGCUGCAGGGAGUAGACUUUCGGAGGGUGUGCCACAGGUUCUAAUUCUAUUGAACUCUGGAAGGUCCAAUGACGAAAUACGUGGUCCAGUCAAAGCUUUGAAAGAUAUUGGUGUCAUUUCGUUUAGUGUUGGUACCACAAAUGCUGAUACACUUGAGUUACAAACAAUAUCCCAUCAGCCAAACUACUUUUUCAUUUCUGAUUUUGAGAGCAUUCUUGAUGUUCAAGAGAAUAUUUUAGCAUUAAUAAACAGGGUAUCUUACCAACGGCUACCAACAAUGACACCUCAGGUCUCUGAAUUUGUCAAAAGGGAUGUUGCAUUUCUUAUUGAUGGAUCUGAUGAUUCUAAAAUUGGUUUUGAGGGAAUUCGCAAUUUUAUCCAGAGGGUAGUUGAGAGUCUAAAUGUGGAGGAAGAUCUUGACAGGGUGGCGGUUGUUCAGUACAGUCGGGAUCCCACAGCUAAUUUUUAUCUCAGCUCAUACUCAACCAAAAAAGAGGUACUUAAUUCCAUACGAUCUAUGAGGCACAAAAGUGGAAGGCCCCUGAAUACUGGAGCUGCUCUACUGUUUAUUAAAGAAAAUAUUUUUACACAAUCCUCUGGGAGCAGACUUCAUGAGGGUGUUCCUCAGAUUCUGUACUUAUUUAGCGGUGGUAGAUCUGGUGAUGAUGUCAGAACCAUUUCCCAAAGAUUAAGAGAAAAAAACAUAAAAGUCAUUACAAUUGGCACAAGUAAUUCUGAUACACUUGAGUUACAGACAAUGUCUACAACACCAGCGUAUGCUUUCUCUGUUCCUGACUUCACCUCCACCAACAGCAUUGUCCAAAGAGUUGCCUCUGUUUUGACAAGUGGUGAUGAAAUUCCUGAGCAAUUUCCAACUCCUGGGGUGGAGUCCCAAGGACCUAAGAAGGACAUCAUCUUUGUGAUUGAUGGCUCUGAAGGUGUUGGCAGAGAGUUCCCAAUUAUCCAGGAGUUUGUGCGCAGAGUUGUGGAAAACCUCAAUGUUGGCGAGAACAAGAUCCGAGUAGGCGUGGUGCAGUAUGGAGAUUCCCCGUAUGCAGACAUAUACCUCAACUCACACAGGACCAAAGAAGGUGUUCUAAAUGGCAUUAAGGAACUCCGACAACGAGGGGGGAGACAGCGUAACCUUGGUCGGGCCAUUGACUUUGUUAGUCGUGAAGUUCUGGCUUCUGGGCGUGGUGGAAGGAAGCAGGAGGGAGUUCCACAAUUUGUUGUUGCGAUUUCAGGAGGAAAAGCAACAGACAAUAUAAGACCAUCUGCAACUGCACUGAAACAGUCAGGAGUCAUCCCCUUUAGCAUAGGAACAAGAGACGUGGACACUCAGGAAUUGCAGGUGACAUCCUAUGUCCCCAGAUUUGCCUACACAGUUGAUGACUUGCCUGGACUAUAUACAAUUCAGGACACACUCAUCACCACCCUGACAGAGCUAUCUAGUGAGGAGUUAGCCAAAUUGCGCCCUGUAUACCCUUCAGAGACUGUAAUUCCAGUGCCAGUACCUCGUGGAGAUAAAAGGGAUGUUGUUUUCCUUAUUGAUGGCACAACAAGGAUGCGGAGUGAGUUCCCUGCCAUAAGAGACAUGGUUCAGCGAGUGGUGGAGACGUUAGAUGUGGGUCUAGACAAUAUUAGAAUCUCAGUUGUGCAGUACAGUGAUGAUCCCAAACUGGAGUUUCUUCUCAAUGAGCACUCCACCAAGGAGGAAGUUCGCCAGGCAAUACGAAGAAUGAGAAGCAAAGGUGGCAAUCAGCUUAACACUGGCCAAGCUCUGGAAUACGUUUCAAAGAAUAUCUAUCAAAGAUCAGCUGGAAGCCGUGUAGAAGAGGGUGUGCCCCAGUUUCUCAUCUUGGUAACCGGAGGAAAGUCAAAUGAUGAUGUGUCUGGCCCUGCUAACCAACUGAAGUCAAGUCGUGUUGCUCCCUUAGCAGUUGGAGCUCAUAAUGCUGAUGAAGAGGAACUAAAAUUAAUUUCCUUUAGUCCAGAACUAACAUACACCAUUAGAGAUUUCCAGCAACUUCCAAGAGUGGAGCAACAGCUUGUAACCAAAGUCAGUACCAUGACCAGAGAUGAAAUUUCGGUCCCCCCUACGCCUAGAGUCCCACUCAGUCUUGGAAGAAAGGACAUCAUCUUCCUCAUUGAUGGCUCUGAUAGUGUUGGACAAAACGGUGUUGCUCACAUUCGUGACUUUAUGUUGAAAGUGGUUGAUCAGCUUGAUGUACAACCUGACCAAGUUCGUGUGGCUCUUGUGCAAUAUGGUGAAAGGCCUAAAACUGAAUUCUCUUUGAACUCUCAUGACAACAAGCAAUCUGUAAUCUCUGCAAUUAAGAGAUUGCGCCAUAUGGGUGGACGCGGUGCCGAUCUAGCUGAGGCGAUAAAGUAUGUCAUUCGAAACGAGCUCCAGGCAUCUGCUGGGGUACGUCUAACACAGGCUUCCCAGCAUUUAGUUGUGCUAACUGGUGGAAGAUCAACCUCCGAUGUAUCUUCUUAUGGCCCACUUCUCAAAGGCUCUCGCAUCAAUUGUAUAGGAAUUGGUGCAGAAAAUGCAGACUCAAGACAGCUGGCACAGAUUACUACCACUGCUGAUGACGUCCUGCAGGUGGCUGCUUUCCCAAAUCUUCCGAACAUACAGAGCAAGUUUAUAGCCAGACUUAAUGGAACGAUUAUAGAGGAGACCCCCACUGACCCUGACGAGACAGGUCCUGGGCUCCCACAGGCCAAGGCUGCUGAUAUUGUGUUUUUGGUUGAUGGCUCAAUCAAUCUUGGCAAGGACAAUUUUAAAGAGGUCAUGGAAUUCAUUCUUAAUUUAAUUGACCUGUUCUUCACUGAGAGAGACAAUCUUCAGAUUGGUCUAGCACAUUAUGCUACAGAUGUGACCGAUGUAUUCUACCUCAAUACUUACAAAAAUAAGGAUGACAUUAUUAAUGCCAUAACUCGAACCGAGUACAAGGGAGGUCGGGAAAUUAAAACAGGCAAUGCCAUUCGCCAUGUUCAGAAAACACACUUUGUCAAAGAAAGAGGCAGUCGGAAGGAUAUGGGAAUUCCACAGAUCCUGAUGGUAGUCACUGGUGGACGGUCAAGGGAUGACAGCAAAUCAGCGGCACUAGCUCUCAAAGCCAGUGGUGUGCGCAUCUAUGCUGUUGGGGUGGGUGAUAUUGAGGACGAGCUCAAUAAUUUGGGCAGUGAAGCUACAACAGUGGCCAGAGCCAGCACCUUCCAAGAGCUCUCUGAACUGAAUGAGCAGAUUUUGGAAACACUUGAUGAUGAGGUGAAAGGAAUAGUACUGUGCACUGGAGUAAAGGAUACCACAAGAGCAGAAUGCAAGUUGGACGUUCUUGUGGGGUUUGAUGUGGCUGCACAGAACAUCUUUGCUGCUCAGAAAACAUUAGAGACGAAGGUGGCUACUAUUCUCCAACGCAUUACCCAGAUGCAGUCCAUCAGCUGCACUUCUGGUCAGGUUCCCUCAAUACGAGUGGGCAUGCUAGCAAUGGACUCUGCCAAUGAACCUGUUCAACUGGACUUUACCAACAGAUACACAGAGCUUAUUGAGCCCUUCAAGGUCCUCCGAAACCGUGGACCUUUUGUUCUAAAUGGUGCCACAAUCAAAGCUUAUGCUGAUAGAUUCAAAAAUCUGCCUUCAGAUAGUGUCAAGGUUGUGAUCCACUUAACUGAUGGAUUAGAUGCCCAGUAUAACAUCCUGAAAGAGCGAGUUGAACUGAUGCGUUCAGCUGGUGUCAGUAGUUUCAUUCUUGUUGCCCUGGAGAGAGUGCCACGAUUUGAGGACGCAGUUCUCUUGGAAUUUGGCCGUGGCUUUAGGUACACACGACCUCUGCGUGUCAACCUCAUGGACUUAGAUUAUGAACUUCUGGAAGAACUGGAUAACAUUGCUGAGCGGGAAUGCUGUUCUGUUCCAUGCAAGUGUAAUGGCCAGAGAGGGGACAGAGGAACUGUUGGUGUUCCUGGAUCAAAGGGUCAAUCUGGUGGUCAAGGCUUGAGAGGACAUCCUGGUGAUGAAGGUGGUCCGGGAGAGAGAGGUCCACCUGGUGUAAAUGGAACUCAAGGAUUCCAAGGAUGUCCAGGUCAAAGAGGUGUUAAAGGAUCUCGAGGAUACAAUGGUGAAAAGGGUGAAAUUGGAGAGAUUGGUUUAGAUGGAAUCAAUGGAGAGGAGGGAACAAGUGGUGUUGCUGGCCCUCCAGGAGAUAGAGGAAACCCUGGCCAAAGGGGACCUAAAGGGGCCAAAGGCCAGUCAGGAGAUGUUGGUCAGACUGGAAUUCGUGGUGAUCCCGGCAUCCCAGGAAGAGACAACAACCAGAGGGGACCAAAAGGUGAUCCAGGCGAUGCUGGCCCACCGGGAGAGCCAGGAGUGGACGGAAAUAAAGGAGGACCUGGUGAACCAGGCAGACUGGGCCCUGAUGGUAGAAGAGGGUCUCCUGGUCAAGCGGGUGCUCCUGGAAGGCCAGGAAGUGAUGGUUUACCAGGAGAGACAGGAAUUGGAGGUUCUCGGGGUCCCGCUGGACCAAUUGGAGCACCUGGUAUAAGAGGAGAGGAUGGAAACCCUGGUCCAAGGGGGCCAGGAGGACUGCCAGGACCUGCUGGAGAAAAGGGUAGAAGAGGUGCCGUUGGCCGGAAGGGUGAACCAGGAGAGCCAGGACCUAAAGGUGUCGUUGGACCCCUGGGAUCCCGUGGGGAGCCUGGUGAAGAUGGACGAGAUGGGUUUGGUAUAUCUGGUCCCAAAGGACGAAAGGGUGAUGAAGGUUUCCCUGGUUUCCCUGGUCUAAAGGGUGAAGCAGGUGACCCUGGUUCAAAGGGAGGACCUGGACCUAGAGGAAACAAUGGCCAGAGAGGUACCUCAGGGGAACCUGGUGGACCUGGACAAAAGGGAGAUAUUGGAUACCCAGGGCCCUAUGGUCUAAAAGGACCCAGAGGAACUGGUGCAGUGCAAUGUGAUCUGGUCAAGAAAAUUAGGGAUAACUGUCCCUGCUGCUAUGGUGCUCAGGAAUGUCCCCUAUACCCUACCGAGUUGGCCUUUGCCCUGGAUGCAUCGGAUGGUGUAUCACGCUCUGCUUUCAACAACAUGCGUGACACUGUUCUCCGCCUGGUCAGUGACAUCACUAUUGCUGAGAGCAACUGUCCCCGAGGUGCCCGUCUUGCUCUAGCACUCUACAACAAUGAGGUGACUACUGAGAUCCGCUUUGCAGAUUCCCAGAAGAAGCGGGCACUUAUUGAGCGAGUUCAAGGGCUCCAGACUCAGCUGACCCGUAAGCAGCGCAGCUUGGAGACAGCCAUGAACUUCGUCGCACAGAACACAUUCAAGAGAGUUCGCAGUGGGUUCCUUGUGCGCAAGGUUGCUGUUUUCUUUGUCAAUGGCCCUGUUACAGUCACUCAAGAAUUCAGUACCGCUGCUUUGCGCCUCUACGAUGCAGGAAUUUCCUCUGUAUUCCUUCUUAACCGUGAAGAUCGCCAACUCACAAGAGCUUUGCAGCUUAACAACACUGCUUUAGCCCAGAUUAUCGUCCUACCCUCACCUGGAAGUGCUGAAUACAACAAUGUCAUCAAGAAGAUCAUGACCUGCCAUAUCUGCCUGGAUUUCUGUGCCCCGGAUCAGAUGUGUGGUUAUGUCCCACCACGUGGAGUCAGGGGCCGGAGGGAUCCCACCACUGACUUGGACAUCGACAUGGCCUUUGUUCUUGAUAGUUCAGAGAGCACCUGGCCCUCCGUCUUCACAGAGAUAAAGCAAUAUGUGGCUCUAAUGAUAGAACAGCUAGAGAUGUCCCCUGAGCCAGCCAGCACUACCCAUUAUGCUCGAGUAGCACUUGUUCAGCAUGCACCUUAUGAAUACUUGCACAAUGGCAGUGGCAUUCCCAUCAGCGUGACCUUUGGGUUGACAGAUCACAAGUCACCAAACAGUGUUCGAAGCUUUCUACAGGAUAAGGUGCGCCAGCUUGAAGGAGGACGGGCCCUUGCAGAUGCUCUUGAAGGCACUGUUGAACAUGUGUUUGAGAAGGCACCACAUCCUCGCCAUUUGAAGGUAUUAGUUCUGUUGGUGACUGGACCAGUUGAACUGCACGAGGAGAGGAUAAUAAGGGCAGCCACUGAAGUUAAAUGCAAAGGAUACUUCAUAGUGGUGAUGGCAGUUGGAAAGCAGUUCAGUUCAGGUGAUGUCCGUGUCUUGGCCCAAGUGGCGAGCGAGCCUUCAGAUGUAUUCUUUAAGAGGGUGGAUAGACCUUCAGGCUUCUAUGAUGACCAUAUUCAGACAUUUGCCAGACUGUUGCCCAAGUACCUUGGCCUUGAAAAUGCUUUCUACUUGUCACCUGAAGUCUCUAAGAAGUGUCAACGGUACCAGAGUGGCCAGCCACACAAAUUCCCAUUCAGUUUGCCAAAAACAGAGGAGAAACACCAGAAGCAUCAUGGACAGCAGGAGGUUCAUGACAGAAAACAUAAAGAAACAGGUAUGGAGAAAAUGCAUCUGGUUAACGUCACCUCCAGCGGAUUCUCCCUGCAGUGGUUGAGUGGCGAUUCAAAGGCCACCCAUGAGGUUACUGUGACUCGCCUGAGGGAUCAUAGUCUGGUGCUGAGGAAAAAUGUGACCGGCAGCCUUCUCUCCAUUUCUGAGUUGGAGGCAGCCGAAACUUAUCAUGUAGUGGUCAAUACUCACAGUGUCAAUGGUCAUGUUGCCAGCACCUACAAAGGCAUUGUUCCCACAAAAUCAGCACAUUUGAAGGUCCUUACUGUAAGUGACGUGAUUGGGAUUGUGCCCACUGCACCCUUGAGUAAACCAGAAACAAAAUCAGCAGAACAAAAAAUACUUAAUGCCAGUGAAAUGAUGGGGAUGAUGUCUACUGCACCCUUGAGUAAACCAGAAAUUAAAUCAGCAGAGCAGAAGGUUCUUACUCCAAGUGAGGUGAUGGGGAUUGCACCCUUAAGUAAACCAGAAAUUAAAAUGACAGAACAGAAGGUUCCAAGUGAAGCAAUGGGGAUUGUGUCCUCUGCACCCUUAAGUAAACCAGAAAUAAUUAACAAUCUUAUGGACCCAUGUUCACUUGACUUUGACACUGGACUGCCAUGCAAAGAUUACCAAGCUAAGUGGUACUUUGACAGAAAGAAUGGAUUCUGUACACAGUUCUGGUAUGGAGGUUGUGGAGGAAAUGAUAAUAGGUUUGAGACUGAGGCUGAUUGCCUCAAACGCUGCAUGAAGCCAGUGGCUGAACCUAAAGCAAGUGAAGAGCAUGUCAAAGCUGUUCUCCCCCCAGCACCAGCUCCAGCUGCCCUGCGCUCCGGUGUGGAUAUCUGCAAGCUACCAAAAGAAGAGGGCUCCUGUGCUAAAUUUGUGCUUAAAUGGCAUUAUGACCCGCUUAGUGGGAACUGUACCCGCUUCUGGUAUGGAGGAUGUGGAGGGAACCAGAAUCGCUUUGAUACACAAGAUGAGUGUGAGAAGGCUUGUGGAAAAGCAGCACCUGUUAAACGAGGGAUCCUCGCUGCAGUUAAAACAUAGGAACUAAUGAAGACUGUAAGCUAACCGCUGACAACUCUCAGAGGAUAUAGCACCUAAAACAAGAAGCACAGCUACAGCCAAGAUGCCUGCACUGGAGCUUGCCAGAGGAUUGAUCCAAAGAAAACCUUGAAGUAGUAUUUUCCACAUAAGAAAAAAGCAGAACAAGUUUCUUUGUUUCGUGCUGGUGCUACAUUCUGUUUUUUUUUUGUUUGUUUUUUUGUUGUUGUUUUGUUUUCAUGUGUGUGUGGGUUUGAAUAAAAUCCAUUGUAAAUGUCCAGGGCAAUUUUUUUUAAAAUGUUAUGCUGUUUUAAUCAUGUGGUUUGCUUGUGGAAAUAUCUUGAUCAAAACAUAUCAGUAAAUCUUUGUAGUUAUGAGACAAGUUCAUGACAAUUUAGUUCCAUUUUAGUAAUUUUUUCUAAAUUACUUCAGUCCCCUUAUUCAUUUUUUUAACUGCUUGAGAGGAAGAAUUUUAAUUGCUCUUUCUGGUCAUAUCGCUGGAGAUCUCCACUGACUCUAAAAUCUCCAAACAAAUGUUAGUUUGAUGUUUGAUAAAAUGAACAUCAUCCGAAAGCAAGAAAGUAAUUUCUUUAAAUAAAUAUGCAUUUUUGGAACCAUUGCCUCUACACACAAGUUUUGGUUUCAAAAAGCAAUUGGAAUGUAUUUUUUAAACCGUAUGUUUUGGGGUGGUGUUUUUUUUUUUUUACUUUGUAUUUCACUUGGAAAUGGGCAGAUAUAAAUAAAUUAGUCUUUAUAUAAAACUUU
Onychostoma macrolepis is the source of this 11925-nucleotide messenger RNA. RefSeq names its product collagen alpha-3(VI) chain-like. Gene Ontology annotation, molecular function: serine-type endopeptidase inhibitor activity. NCBI's taxonomy places the organism in Eukaryota, Metazoa, Chordata, Actinopteri, Cypriniformes, Cyprinidae. The transcript has 51 exons. The record is from RefSeq and is a predicted model, not a curated record. Bases 274 to 11163 code for a protein of 3629 amino acids.